Cuculus canorus (common cuckoo) is the source of this 3319-nucleotide messenger RNA. RefSeq names its product coiled-coil domain containing 14 (gene CCDC14). Bases 34 to 2859 code for a protein of 941 amino acids. NCBI's taxonomy places the organism in Eukaryota, Metazoa, Chordata, Aves, Cuculiformes, Cuculidae. Gene Ontology annotation, biological process: protein localization to centrosome. The transcript has 13 exons. The record is from RefSeq and is a predicted model, not a curated record. Gene Ontology annotation, cellular component: centriolar satellite.
UUGGCCCCGCCCCCUGGCGGCGGCGGCCGGGCCAUGGCGAGGCGGGGCAGGGUUUUGUCUUCUGGAAGGCUAACAGGAGCAGCUAAAUUAACAAGUGGAAGAAAACAGUCUGGCUUAAGAAAAGGACGUCAUUCUGAGUUUGAGUCUGGACACUCAUUCUAUUCCACUGACUCUGAUGAUCAGGUUGACACUGUUCAUAAUGGACUUGACCGUUGUGCAGCUUUACUGAAGAAUAUUUUACAGAAUGAAGCUACAGGAAGGGAAACUACCUGUCAACAACCUGGGAAAAUCGCUUCUGUUAAAAUUACUUCCAAGCCUUUGCUAACCAAAGGAAAUACUUCCAAGAAGAAAGAGUUGAAAAAACCCAUUACUCCUGCCCAUGUCCGAAAAGAAAUUGUGCCAAUAUCAAAUAGAAGACUUGCCUUGUCCACCUUACCUUCUACUGAGAAAGACCUUUCCAGUGCAGAACAGAAUCGGAUGGUUCAACCAAUCCAUGUGCCUUGCAGUCAGCACACUCCUGUGAUGCAUCAGAAACUGUGUGAGCAUGUGCAAACUCAGGUGUCUCUCAUAACUGGCCAACCAUCACGGAACUCUAAUGAAAUGCCUGCUGUAACUUCUUGUCCUACUUCAAAUCAUGGAUGUCAAAAUAUUACAGCUUGUAAUUGCCAAUUGCCUACCUCCACGCCAGCUCUGACCCUGCAGCAGUCAGCUAAACUCUUAUCUACUUGUUCAAGUGUUCCUUUAGAUGGUAGCGGUGAAUGUGUGCCAGAGAGGAGAGGUCCUGUGCUUUGCCCGGUAGUUCCUGCUGCUCCUACUACUGCUGUGCAAAUACAGUCUGCUGCUGCUCUUCCUAGUGUGAUCCCCUGUGUAGCAUCAGGUGCAUCAUGUAACUCUACAAUGCCUGCGUUCACCCCAUCAUCUUCUGGCAGAGAGAUGACUCCACACCGCAAGCAACAGAUAAAAGAAGCAGAUUUGAUAAGAUGCAUACAAGCUCACCUGGACCUGUUGAAGUCACAUGAUGUGAUGAAUGGCAAGGCUGAACAAAAGCACCAUCGUAAUCCAGGAAAACGUAAUGCUUCAAGUGACAAAGAGGAGGAUGCUUCUGAAGAGCACAGUGAAGACGUGAUCAGUGAAGAAGAUGGAUUGAAGGUACUUGACAGAUCCCCUGUGAGAGAUACAAGCUGUAAGACAAGUUUUGUGAAGAAAGUUCUAAAAUCUAGAAAAGAAUGCUCAGAAGAAACAGCCCAUAAAGUUAAGACUGUAAAAUAUCUUCUGGGAGAGCUCAGAGCACUGAUAACGGAUCAAGAUGAUUCUGAAAUGUUGAGGUUGAUGAGUGAAAUAGAGGAUUGCGUAUCGUUGCUCCCAGCUGUAGUGGAAAGUACGAAUAUACAAGCAGAAAUAGCACUAGCUUUGCAGCCUCUCAGAAGUGAAAAUGUCCAGCUGCGUAGGAGACUAACAAUAUUAAACCAGCAUCUUGAGGAACGAGAAAGAAGCGAGACGAUAUCUGGACAGAGCUGCAACAAUGAAUUAGUUUCUUUGCAGUCCUUGAAUGUAAUGCUUCAGAGUCAAUUGAAGGAAUCACUGAAGGGUCUUGAGUCACUGCAGGCUAAAAAUGAAGAACUACUUAAAAUAAUAGGAAAUCAGAAAGAAGAAAAUAGACGUUUGGCAAAAGAUAUUCAUGAUAAAAAAGAAGAAUUGCUUGAAAACAAACAGCAUUAUGACAUUCAUUCCACCAAGCUCAGAAUCGAAGUGGACGAGGCGCUAGCAAAGGUGACGAGCCUUCAGUUUAAGCUGGAAGCUUCAGAGAAAGAAAAUAAGAUUUUGGGCAUAACGUUACGUCAGCGUGAUGCAGAAGUUAACAGACUGCGUGAAUUAACCAGAACCUUGCAGGGCAGUAUGGCCAAGCUUCUGUCUGACCUUACAGCAGACAACUUUAAAUCCAAACUCCAGAAAGGUCUCUCCAGGUCUCUUUUGGAAGACCACAAUAAGCAGAUGCAACCCGAUCCAUUCUCCUUGAGUACUUCAGUAAUGAGUUACCUUAACAAAUUAGAAAUGGAUCCUGUUUUGACAGAUACAGAACCUCAAUUCUCAAAUAAAAGUGGAGAAUUAGAAAUGCAAAAUCUAGCCUAUGAGAAGUUUGCUGCUGAAAGAGGUAAAAUAAACAGUACAUUCUCAGAAGGAACAUCAACUCCAAGAAUACUACUAACCUCGCUGAAGCAAGAUGCAGAAACCGUUAGUGAUUCUGGGACUUUAAUAGAUGACCAAAACAAGCUGAAUGAGACUGUUUAUAUCCCAUUGACUUGCAGUGCCUCUAUAAAACAGCAGCCAAUCUCUGAAAGAACUGGUGUGCCACCCCAAAGUAGAGGGGCUCGUAGAAUGUUAGACUAUCACUGUGAGCUCCCAAACUCUGUGCAGCAGAAUGGAUGUGAUAUUGCAAAGGAUCCAACUAUUCUGGAUAAAUUAAGUGCUGGGUACAAUGUGAAAAUGGCUAUGGAAGACACGCUCAAAGUUACAGGAGAUGAAGUGAGGCCAGAAGGAGAGAAAUUCCAAAUAAGGCCAAAACGCACUCCCAGUGGAGCUGUGAAAGACUUCACAAACCAACCAGAUCAGCCUCAGCCUGGUGUACACCCUCCCGCACCAGUGCUGUUUGAGAAAGAGAUUUCUCAGAGAAAAGGCAGUGGAAUAGCUGAUUUUAAUUCUGUUUCAUUUGAUGAUAUAUCUGGGAGGUCUGAAUGGAGUGCGACCUCUUUCUCAACAUUUACUUCUCGAGAUGAAGAGGAUUUUAGGAAGACCUUAGCAGCCUUGGAUGCCAACAUAGCUAGGUUACAAAAAACUCUGCAAAAUAGCAUUAAACAAUGAAUACAAGGAAACAAAACAGGGUGUUUGGAUUCUUCAGAUUUUUCUGAAGUAUAUUAACAUAAGUGUGGUACUGAUAUGAAUAUUUGUGUUUUUUGGAAUGAAAUGAUUGAUUCCUAGCUGUUUAAAAUGUGAAUGGGAUUUGUUUCUCAUUAAGCUAUGGUGCUGCUUCACUGGAUAUGCUCAACUUGAAAUAACUGGCAUAAAUGCCUUUUUUAAAAUUAUGACAGGUUUGUACUUUUUAAUUGCAUAAUUAAUUCUUAGAACAGCACUUGAUAGCUGUUUAAGAAACCGGUGUGCUGUUAUAUAGUUUUUCUAUUAAAUCAUAAAGUAUGUUUGCGUGGGAGUUUUGUGUGCUUUUUCGAAGUACUGAGAACAGCUUUGAGAGGGUUGCAUUUGAAAUCAGCUACAGAUAUAAUAAAGAGAAAUUUUUAUUUCAUUGUAAUUUGUUAUAAAAUUGGGU